AUGUUUUUCCAGGACAUGCUGGUGGCACGUUCAGAGUGUGGGCGAGCCUAUAAGUAUCAUUCAGAUCUCAUUCAACAUCACAAAACACACACUGGGGAAAAGCCACAUGUGUGCAAAGAAUGUGGGCGAGCCUUUACCCGGAACACAAAUCUAAUUGUACACCAGAGAAUACACUCUAGUGAAAAGCCAUAUAUUUGCCAAGAGUGUGGGCGAACCUUUCGCUGGAAGUCAGCACUCCUUUUACACCAGAAGACACACACACAGAAGCCAUUUGUGUGCAACAAGUGUGGACAAGCCUUUGUGCAGAAUUUACAUCUCAUCCAACACCAAAUGGUACACUCUGUGGGAAAGCCACACUUGUGCCAGGAGUGUGGACGAGCUUUUAUUUGGAAGUCCCAUCUCCUCCAACACCAGAGGACACACUCUGGGGAGAGGCCCCAUGUGUGCCAGGAGUGUGGACGAGCUUUCAUUUGUAAGUCACAUCUAUUCCAACACCAAAGAACACACACUGGAGAAAAGCCACAUGUGUGCAAGGCGUGUGGGCGAGCCUUUAAAUGGCAGUCAGUUCUCAUUAGACACCAGAAAACCCACACUGGAAAAAAGCCACAUGUGUGCAAGGCAUGUGGGCAAGCUUUUGUUAAGAAGUCGGAUCUUCUUAAACAUGAGAAAACCCACAUUAGAGAAAAGCCACAUGUGUGCCAGGCGUGUGGGCGAGCCUUUAGUGAUAAUGCAGAUCUAAUCAAACACCAAAGAGUACACUCUGCUGACAGGCCAUAUAUGUGCCAAGAGUGUGGGUGAGGCUUUCUCUGCAAGUCAGAUCUCCAGACCCAUCAGAGGACUCACACUGGUGAAAAUCUACAUGUGUGCAAGGAGUGUGGGUGAGCCUUUGUUUGGCUGUUGCAGCUCAUCUCACACCAGAGGGCCCACUCGGGGGGAAAGCCAUAUGUCUGCCAGCAGUGCGGGCGAGCAUUUAGCCAGAAGUCCAAGCUUGGUGUCCACCAGAGGAGACACUCUGAGGAGCAGCCACGUGUGUGCAAGGAGUGUGGGCGAGGCUUUAUAUUUAAGUCAGAGCUACUCAGACAUCUGAGAACACACAGCGGGGAAAAGCCACAUGUGUGCAAGGAGUGUGGGCGAGCCUAUAAGUAUCAUUCAGAUCUCAUUCAACAUCACAAAACACACACUGGGGAAAAGUACUGGAUUCAUCCGUCCCUUCCAGAGUCUGCCCUCGUUGCCCACGUACACGUGUUGUGA
Messenger RNA from Echinops telfairi (small Madagascar hedgehog), 1251 nucleotides. RefSeq names its product histone-lysine N-methyltransferase PRDM9-like. The record is from RefSeq and is a predicted model, not a curated record. The transcript is spliced from 5 exons. Gene Ontology annotation, biological process: regulation of transcription by RNA polymerase II. Gene Ontology annotation, molecular function: RNA polymerase II cis-regulatory region sequence-specific DNA binding; DNA-binding transcription factor activity. Lineage: Eukaryota; Metazoa; Chordata; Mammalia; Afrosoricida; Tenrecidae.